Molecule: messenger RNA, 7842 nt
Organism: Silurus meridionalis
Lineage: Eukaryota; Metazoa; Chordata; Actinopteri; Siluriformes; Siluridae
Gene: pgap1
Product: post-GPI attachment to proteins inositol deacylase 1
Exons: 26
Coding region: 181-3003 (940 amino acids)
Biological process (GO): endoplasmic reticulum to Golgi vesicle-mediated transport; GPI anchor metabolic process
Cellular component (GO): endoplasmic reticulum
Molecular function (GO): phosphatidylinositol deacylase activity
Source: RefSeq, a predicted model, not a curated record
AACAGAUGUGGGAUGGGAUGUCGUGUAGUGACGUAAUUUCCGCAUUCCGGCUUCUCCUAUUGGUCCGAAAAGGGAGUGAAUUCUUUUUUUUUUUUUUUUUGUGCAAUGGGGGGUGUAAAAACAUGGAGAUGAGCACCGGUGGAGUGUUGACCAGGUGCCCACGCUGAUCCGCCGGACAGGAUGAAGGCGCUGAUCUACGGCUUCUACGCGGCGGCUCUCGGGCUGCUCCUGACCGGCUUGCGGGAGCUGCUGUUCGGCUUCGAGGAGAACCGGUGCAGCAUGACCUACAUGUUCGAGUAUCCGGAGUACCGGCGUGUCCAGCUCCCACGGCGUGUGGCACGUCAGUACCCCGCCUAUGGACUCUACCUGUACGGCGAAGGCGUGUACGCUCAAGAAACACGGAAUCUCAAACUCAGCGGUGCUCCUGUACUCUUCUUACCUGGAAACGCUGGCAGCUACAAGCAAGCUCGAUCUCUGGGCUCGGUGGCGUUGAGAAAAGCCGAGGGGUUGGACGGAGGGAUCCACCUCAACGUCUUCACCGUCGAUUUUAACGAGGAGCUGGUGGCCCUGUACGGUGGAAGCCUGAUCCGGCAAACCCGCUUCCUCCAUGAGAGCAUCAAGGUCAUCCUGCAACUUUACAAGGACCACCCGGAUCCUCCGAGCGGUGUCGUGUUGGUGGGCCACUCUAUGGGCGGUGUGAUCGCGAGAGCUCUUUUCGCCCUCCCUCGCUUCAACCCUCGCCUGGUCAUCCUCAUCCUCACCCAGGCCUCGCCUCACCUGGCCCCUGUUCUCUCCUUGGAUCCCUUCAUACUCGAUUUCUAUUCGUCCGUGCGACGGCGCUGGAUCGCCCGAGCUGAGGAUUUACGCAACGUGACGGUCCUGUCUAUGGGUGGCGGAUAUCGGGACUAUCAGGUCCGCUCCGGCUUGACCUCCUUGACCUGCCCUGAGGAUGACCCGAACAAGAUGGCCGUUGUGGUGACUGCCGUUCCCAGGACAUGGGUGUCUACGGAUCACCUGUCCAUCGUGUGGUGUAAGGAACUGGUGCUGGCUACCGUUCGAGCGUUCUUUGACCUCAUCGACCCUGAAACUGGGCAGUUCACAAACGAUACCGAAAAGAUGACGUCUAUACUGAAUCAUCACUUCAUUCGCCACCCGGGACGACUUCCUAACGAGCAAGUCAACACACCAGUCAGCUUCUCAGGCAGCCUGGAGGACUGGAGUGAAGUGAACACACUCCGUCUAUUCUACAGCGCCCCCAAGGACACCCGGGUUCAGUACUUCCUGUUUGCGCUUUCCAGCCGGAGGAAAGCCUACACCCAUUUCUACUGCCGCAACAGCAAACUGGAAAUGUCCAGCUGGAUCUUCGGCUGCACCCUGAUGAACGGCUCUAUGUGUGUGCAAGCCGUGGAUUUGUCCUUCAGUACAGAACUUCUUCCAGCUUAUAAGGUCCUAACUGUGAAACUAAGUGAGCUGUUGACGGUCUCUCAUCUGGUCAUCGAUGCCUCAAACACCAAUGCACGACAGUUUAUAUUGGAGUGCAAGUGGCAAAGAGAUGAAAGCCUGACCAUCGCUCUUCCUGUCCCUCAUGUUCUUUCUUUUGGAUUGACAGUAAGUGAGGUCACUAUCAACUCAUCCAGGCUACUACACACACUUCAACUGCAGCACUUUCACCAGGUUUAUCAGGCCUUUAUAAUCAGCGUGAGCAGCCAAUGCAAGACCCCGAAAGAAAGACUGCCAAGUGUCUUCAGAUUGAAGGUGCCAUGGUUUCGAGAAGAUUCCUUCGUCACGGCAGGCAUUCCUUCGGUCACAGAGAUCAGUGGCAUGCUGCAUACAAGCCGCCAAGACAAUACCUCAAGUGCCCUCUUAGAGCUCCACACUGCCCCCAACUGCCAGUACAAGAUCUCAGUGCGCAGCUCCUUCCCUAAAGUGCUUGGACAGAUCCUGCGUUUCUGCGGACCCGCAAUGCCGGUGUACGUUGCUGUGGCGCUGUUGCUCGCUUUGAAGGGUCAGCUGCAUUCUGUACUGCGAACGGGACGACCCGCGAACGUGAGAGACGCUGUAGCGAAAAGUGUGCAGCUACAUAAACUAGAGCCUCCUGUCUUGCUGCUGCACCUGUUCCUCAGACAGGGCUGGUUCCAGGAAAGCUGGUCUGCCCUAGGGCUCCCUGCAGUAGACUACUUGCCUCUAACCCCGUUCGGAGACCUUUCACAUGAUGUAGUGGGGCCUGGGCAUGACUGGCCCCGCCUUGUUUCACCUCUGCUGUGCAUUCUGGGUGCUGCCGUGGCAUUUUGGGGAAGUGCUGUCCUUAGCAAGUCUUUACGUGUCCUGUCUUUCCUCUUGGCUCCACUGCACAGACCUUCAGUCUCUCGCCACUGUGGUACACUUCGACUUCCCGCUCAGAUCCUCCUCAUCCUCGGUCUGACCACGCUGGGCGGAGUCACCUGCGGAGCCCUGUCAGUCACCGCCGUUUUUUUGCUCCACCUCUACCGGGUCCUCCGAUUACAGAUGACCGAAAGGUCUUUGCGCCACAUGCUGAACCUAGCACCCCAAAGCAUGCAGCAGAACUCUGAAAACGGUUGCAGGGCAAAUGAAAGCCAGAGGAGGCAUAACGAUUGUAAUGGCACCUUACUGCUCUCAGAGUCCGCACUGCAAGAGGUCCGAGACGACCUGCAGCUUCACCUGACCGUGUCUGCGUUGCUGACGCUACCGGUGAUGCUCGGCGCACCCUCGCUCAUCUACUGGAGUCGGAACUUCAGGUUUUCAGCUCAUCUCGAUCCAGACCCAUUCUGGCCCCACACUUUGCCUCUGCUCAUCUCCUCUGUGUUAGUUGUGAAUUGCAAUACGCUCACUCUUUACCACAGUAAGCUGAUCCGGCAGGCCACCGUAUGCGUCCUGCUCCCUCUCAGUGUUGCCAUGUUGACCUUUUCCACCCUUCAUCUCUAUCGGGUCACUUACUUCCUGUCCGCUGCUCUGACGCUGCUGGCGGCUUCCUGCUACCUUUGACCUCCGUCUCAGCUCUUCGUGCCAGACCGAAACAGCCUUGUCCUCACAACGGAGGUGUUCCAGUGGAUUGUAAAAUCGUGUCGUCGGUCAUGUGACAUCACGCUGCCGAACAGGGUAUCCGAGUCCCGUAAGAGAGUCAUGCUGUGUGUGUACCUUGUCGACCAGCACUGGGCUCGGCCUGCUUCUUCUGCCUUUGUGUUCUUUCGCUUUUUUGUUUGCGUGCCCAGCCUUAAAUCAAUUUUUCGGGUCAAGUAUGUGCAUUAUUUGUGAAUAUUUGCGCUCUAAGAGUGUCGUACCACUCGGUGGCGCUGCGUUCUUAAGAACUGGACCCUCUAAAAUGCGGAUUUUGUUCACGACAAGCACAACAACCGUCAAAUCCUGCAGUGUCAUGGUCUUUUUUUAACAUGGAUGUUUUUGUGUAAACAUUUCUCCAAUUUCACCUCAGAUUAUGAGCCUUAUGAGCCUUAUGAACCAAGAUGUGAUGUCCAAAGGUUUACUCUGGAGUUCCGGCCCAAUUAACAAGAAAUGAAAUGAGUUUUCAAAGGCUCAUAGGAGAAGGAAAUAGGAGGCAGGCGACAAGAUUCAACCUAUUUUAUGUUUACUGUUCAAGCACAUACACACGCUAAUCUGUUUUCGGGUCAAUUUUAGCCUACGCUGCUGUGUCCUGUCUUGCAAAAUAACGUAAACCGCUGUGUGCAUCCAGUUUUUUCUUCCUGCAGCCUUAAAUGUGUGGUUAAGACCCUCUUAAUGUAACCUUGGGAACAUCUUAUACUGAGAACAAAUGCAUGUUGAGGAAAUCUGUUUUGGGGUGAAUCGAGAAAACUAUUGACAUCUUUUAUAGCCUACAUAAUCGUCCUUUUCCUAUUUCCAAUGCAGUGCAAGGUUUUUUUUUGUUUUUUUUUUCUUAAUUUCAUUUUUAAAAAUUGACCUAAAAUUGCACACACGUGUAUGGUAUUUAUUUGCUAAUAAAAGGUCCUUUAUAUUGUAGAAGGGCAGGACCUUUUUUUUUUUUUUGAUCAUGAAUGUCUUUGUACGAGGUGGUAUCAAAAAUUUCAAGGCUAGUUUUGUAACACACCAACAGGUGGCAGCGCAAGGCUGCACGCGUAGUCACAGGGAGCACCGACCUUCAUAAGUCAGUGUGCCAACAACAGUGUUUGGAUCUGUGCAGCUGGCACCAUUCUGACCAUUUGCGUUAAAACGUCUGCGAUUUCAUCGUGGACAGCAAGUUAGAACAAAGUGCAAACGUGAAAUUGUGCGUAUGACAUGAUUCUGCAAGUUUACAUCAAUGCUGCGUUGAGUCAUUUAAGGUGUUUUGAGUCUCACUCUCACUUCAAGAGCCAAACGUCAAAAAGAGAUCAGGAAGACCUACAAGGAGCUCAACCCCCGAAAACCUUUAGAAAACUUGUGCAUGAUGAUCGUCUGAGAACAAUCCACCAUAUCGCUGCUAUUAUCGUUGUGUCAUACGGAACAGUCCAGGCGAUCCUCACCUCACGUGUGGUAUGAAUAUGCACCGUCUAGCUGCCGAAUUCGUCCACAGGCUGCUGACUUAGGUGCAGAAGAAACACUGCGUCGAAGUCUACCAAAAACUGUCAGCAUGCUGUGGAUGACCCAAGGAUCAAGCAACAGUCUUCACCGUGGAAUCAUCUUCACGCAGCGCGCAGCUCGACGAAGUGGAUGCUCAUCGUCUUUUUUGACAUUCGUAACAUUGUGCAUUGAGAAUUCUUCCCCAGGGACCAGACUGUCAAUAGCGAGUUCUACUUUCAGGUUUUAUGGCGUCCGAGGGAGGAUAGUCGUCGAAAGUAACUGGAUCUGUGGCAGGCUAGUUUAAAAAACUUUUUGAUACCACCUCGUAUGUGCACGCGUUAAAGUCGAAAGCCAUUUGACAUGUACAAAGCGAUGCGACUGUAGUCAACCUUUUCCCAUAGUGCUCUCGGCAACACUCGUUUUCCCCGGGUUACACUCUAGACAGCGUGGGCUGGCGCUCUGUGCAGGAUCUCCACUGUCUCCCUGGGCUUAGAAUUAGCACACGCCUAAAUUGUCCCGCUUGUCCGAUCACGCCGAGAUCCAGUGCCUUUCUGCAUGUCCUGUUCAUAAACAGAACGACGAUUGUUAAUCUGAACAGCGCUUACGAUUUCAAUCCAACACUCCAUUCUCAUAGAAAUGGGAAUUUCUCAGUUAGGACCAAGCUCUCAAAAAAAAACACACUCCUCUGAGGAACGAGGGAUGUGCUGGUGUGUUUUCCUUCACUGUGACUGUACCUAUUUUCUCUUUUGUGUUUAGGGUCUAAAUGCUAAUCAGUGUUGCCGUGUGGUUUCUUCUUUCGUGUGGUGUAAAUCUUAAUGCAAGCAGGUUCUUUUUUCUAGGGAGGGUUUUCUAUCAAUCUGGAGAUUUGUAAAAAAAAAAAUUUCUAAUGGUGUACACUGUGACAUGCCGUGAUUGCGAACUAUUUCUACGUCAUUGGGCCAGACUAUGGCCAAAAGUGACCGUUUGUUCAGUGGUGGAGAAGAAAAUGAUCAAAAUUUUUCCUUAUUUCAUUCGUAAAACUGAUCUUAAAAAAAAUGAAAAUUGGACAAUUAAUUUUAAUUUACGUUAGAUGAUUUUAUUUGAUCUUAAACCGAGGUAUUGCGAUUUGUAACAAAAAUGUUGCCACACGCAUUCAAUCAGAUACAUUGUCAUUGCACCAAUGGCAGAAUAGUCGAGAGACAAUAUUGUCUCCAGCCACAUGAGGGCGCUCCUCCUCACGUCAGGAUGACCUUAUUCCAAAGAAAGGUAGUAACAUUUUCUUUGUGGUUUGGAAAUGGUUCGGAUUCGAGAGGUCCGGCGAUGAACAAACUUAUAACAAAUUUGAUUAAUUUAUUCCAGCAUUUGUGUAAAAGACACAGCUGAAAAUAUUUAAUGUUUAAUUAAAAUUGCACAAUAUUUGCUUUCGUAUUUCUUUUAAAUCGUUUAAUUUUUUACAUUUAUUUACAUGUUGACUAUUUAUGUGCAUGGCCACUAAAACGUUCCAUAACCUGAUUUUCAAAUUAUUAAUAAAAUGACUGUACUUCAGUCACGUUGUUGUAGUAAUGUUUAAAGUUGAAUACAUAAAGAAAUUAAAUCUUAAUUGUGAAUAAGUAAAAAAAUCUUGGAGAUUUUUAUUUUUAGCUAUAUCGCCCAAACCUACCCAGACGUGUCUCGGCUGAUCAGCUCCGUAAAAUUCGAACUGUUACUCUAAAAAUCUGCACUAAUAGUUAAGACUUUGAACUUUGGUUCUGAAGGUCGUGAGUUCAAAUCCCAGCCACACCCAUCUGCCCCCUGCUGGGCCCCUGAGCAAAGCCUUAACCCCCACUGCUCAGCUUAGAUGCGAGUUGCUCUGGAUAAGUGCAUUUGCCAAACACCGUAAAUGUAAUAUAAAUAAGUGUUGACCCUCAAAUGACAUUGGAUUUUUCAAUUUACACUAAAUUUUUGACUAGAUUUCGACCUAACAAUCGACGCACACCAUUUUUUUCACAGAGCAAACCUUGCCUUUUUUUUACACCGGUGUAGCUUUAACUCUUCACCUUACAAACAACCAGCAAUAGAAAGAGUUUAAGGUUAAGACUUUAAGUCUUGAAAUAAAACGGCACGCGAAAGUGGAAGUUAUUAGUGCCUAUAGAGAGUUGUACAACGGUGUUUUAGUGGCACUUAAAAUAAACAGUAAGAUUACGAGAAUAAAAUCGUAGCACUACGAGAAUAAAGGUAAAGUGCACGACAUUAGGCGCGUCGUCGCACGGACUUUUAAUGAACAGUGGCUGCUGAUGUUUGAAUUUAUUCUGUUUGCAUAGCGAACUAUUCUGGGUCAUCAAUUUUAAGCUGCAUUUAAGAAAUAGCGCCCUCUAUGGUAAAAAAAUUGUUGCGCCAGAUUUAACCGGUGCUGCUACGACAUUAUUCUCUUAUUGCUACGACUUUAUUUUCGCAAUUGUGACUUCAUUCUCAUAUUGCAACGAUUGUAUCCUAGUUUUAUUUAUUUUAUUUAUUUUUACGAGGCGCUAAAACACGUCAUAGGUAUUCAGUUAUAGUGUCUAAUUUGGUUUAUUUUUCAUGUUGGUUUAUUUUUUUUUAUUAGUUUUUUUGCCACGCUUUUUUUUAUAAGCUUGAUAUUGGAAACGAGGUUUCGAAUGAGGUCGCCUCAUACUCCUUGUUUAAAGCUUUAUGUUUACAGGAUGUGAAUGAACAAUUUUGACGCGUGUUCGAUGGAAUUUUUUUCGGUCUAACAGACCAGUGUUACGCAAUAUUCUAAAGGACCGAAAGCUAACUAUGAUGGGAUUAUUAUGUUGGUCCGCUUGAAACGAAAAACUCUACGCUUGAACUUGUGGUUAUUUUUGUGUCUUACUGCAAUGACCAAACCUUUAAUUUAAUGUUAUUAGCCAAGAACAUGUAAUAAACCAUUGUUAAUUGGUGUGAUGGUGUAAAUGCUGCUGGUGACAAUAUUUAUGGUUUUCUUGUCAAGGAAAUCUGGAUGUUUAGGGAUGGGCAGUUUUAGGGGUGUCAACAAAUAAGUGUGUAUACUGUCAGAAGUCAAUGUUUGGGGGGAAAAAAAGGUUCCAGAUCUACAAAUAAAAAUGAAUUAAAAGCGCAAGCCGAUUGUUGCCAAGGUCAAGUGACGAAGCGAACGUUCUUCAUUCUCAGGAUCUUAUUCUAAGUUGUGUUCUAAAGCUGUUUGGUGGCUUUCAACUGUGUGGGUUUUUUUAAAUAUAUAUAUGUUACACUAAUGUUUAUAUGAAAUGUGUGUGGAUGGUUUCUCAAAUAAAACGCUGAGUAAUGUGUUUUAUGAGGAGUUUGUUCGAUUCUUCAACCCGAUUAAAGAUUCUGGAAAAAUGA